UGUCAUACAGAUCGUGCUCUUCUUGGUGAUCCCACAUACGUGGAGGCAAUGAAUAUGGCAUACCGCGAAUCGUUGGUGUUCAAAUUCGCGGAUCGUGUCGUUGUGCGCUUCCAAUGUGAAAUUCGUCUUUGUCUUAAGGAGGGUGGUGGUUGCGACGGCAUUACGCCACCAAACUGUGGAGAGAAUAAGAAUGCGCGACUUCAUCCACAAUCGAACGACGGUAUAUCGAUGGAUUCGAACAGCACGGACAUAAGCAAUGCAACUGAGGUGAGCAGAGCGGUUUAUUCCAAACGUGCUGAGAAGUAUCGCACUGAGAAGUCAUAUUUGGUAAUAGCACCUACUAUGAAGCGACGUUUUGCUCGUUCAUCGAACACUUCAAAAUCGAAGACGAUUCUCGACACUGAUCUCAUUUCACAGUCUGUUUAUGUUCUCGAUUCCGAAGAAGAGCCAACAGGUAAAUUGGAAGAUCCAUUAACGCUGCUGAGACGAUCAUCAUUCGGCAGCGAAGUGUGCGUUUGUGAAGUUUUUCUUUUCGACUCAAAACUGAAUCAAGAACUGCAAAAUGUCAUCUUUGUUUUCCAUUCGAAUGCCAGCAAAAAGGAAUCGCAACUAAAUAAAGACGCUUUCGACGAUUCCUUGUCGAGAUGGUGUCAUCAGAAUGAGCUUUAUUUAGGCUUUCGAGAGGCCACGCUGAUGCCAGACUUCAAAAGAAGACGUACCCGUGCACAGCAAACAUAUUUGCAUCCAAAUACUGAUGAUGGUCCAAAGAAUUUGGUGUAA
Molecule: messenger RNA, 780 nt
Organism: Anisakis simplex (herring worm)
Lineage: Eukaryota; Metazoa; Nematoda; Chromadorea; Rhabditida; Anisakidae
Source: the annotation of a GenBank genome assembly